GAUUGAAUACCUGGAAUGACAGGGAGCUCGCCACCUGUCACUGAAUACCUGUCAAUGACAGGGAGCCAUUCAUGGCCAAACUCAGCGGAUCUUCAGAUACCUAAGGACAAUUCUCUCCCCCAAGGACAGGUACCCCGAACUCCUGAGAUUGUCACUGUCAGUCACCCUCCUGUCGAGAGCCUUAGUCCCUGUGCCAAAUGGAAUGACGCUCCAGUGCUGAGUCCGAGCAGAUUUGCCCUUAAUCUGGGCCAGGGGUCAUCUAAAGUGGACCUGCAUUUCAACCCACGCUUCCAUGAAUCUGUCAUCGUCUGCAACUCACUGGAUGGCACCUGGGGGGAGGAGCAGAAGGAUGGUCACAUGUGCUUCAGCCCAGGGUCAGAGGUCAAGUUCACCGUGACCUUUGACAAUGACGGAUUCAAAGUGAAGUUGUCAGACGGGCACCAGUUGACCUUUCCCAACAGAAUGGGCCACAGCCACCUGAGCUACCUGAGCAUACAGGGUGGGUUGAGCAUCACCUCCUUCAAGAUCGACUGAGCGGAGAGCACCUCACCGGAGUCAAAGACCCCACUGCGGAUUCCCGAUCCUGAGCUCCCGCUCCGUCACAGAUCAGCAGCCGCUGAGUCCCGGCUGCCGGCCAGCAGUUCCUGCCCCUGGGACCCUACUUCCCUCCCCUGAGGCUAAGACCAGACAAAAGAAGCCACCUUUACCUAGUC
Leopardus geoffroyi (Geoffroy's cat) is the source of this 713-nucleotide messenger RNA. RefSeq names its product galectin 2 (gene LGALS2). The transcript has 3 exons. The record is from RefSeq and is a predicted model, not a curated record. Bases 16 to 534 code for a protein of 172 amino acids. Gene Ontology annotation, molecular function: carbohydrate binding. Lineage: Eukaryota; Metazoa; Chordata; Mammalia; Carnivora; Felidae.